AGUCGCGGUCUAUUGAUUAUUCUAUGAAAAAUUCACGCGGUUCCAUCAUAUCAUUUUCUGAAUUUGUUCUCUGGAUUGAGGUGACUUCGACGAAUUGGCGCACGGCACGGCGUCGGAAGAAGAUUGGAGGCAAGGGAAUUGAAUUCGGAUCCGUCUGGUGUUCCGUGAAAAUAAUACGAAUAUCACAUUCCAUUUGGUGAUUACGAAGAUACAGAUUUAAGUUGUGUUUGAAAGUGGAUACAAACGCGAACUCCCCUAGAACCAUUUCUAAGAAUGGGCCUCGUUUAUCUGGGCCGAUGGGCUGUGGAAGUGGGCAAGGCCGUAGCCUACCCUCCUAGCUGCUCCGCUUUUCCAGUUUUCAGUCUCUGCUGUAGCAUGGGAUCCAGCUUGGAGCUGGGAAAGAGUUCAAGCCACCGCCAUAACUCAAAAUGUCCUGUUCGACCGCGUAGCGACUUGUAUUGUGUGUCAACCAAGGGGACCAAUAUUGCUCGGGAAACAUCGUACCGCCAAGCUAACAGAGUCGAACAGAGUCCAAUAGGAGAGGACGAAGUUGUUAGGCAUAUGUCAAACUUGCCUGCUUAUCUCCUUCACACACGCAGAGUAGAAAAUCUCCAAGACAAGGUUUUGAAUGUUGGGGUUCUCGAGUGGACACGGCUUCAGAAUUGGAAGCACCACCAUAUUCGCUGUCCAACACGAGCUAAAGAUGUUGCUAGCUGUUCAAAUACUGCAAUCAAGGGGCGGAAAAAAAUACAAAGGAAUUACACAUCAUCCUCAUUACAGGGAAAUGUUUCAAACCUGAUGCAACAAAAAGAAAGGACAAAGCGUUCAGGUGGGACGAUGAGUUAUUCAGAAAUAUUUUCUCCACCCGGUAUUCUCUUCUCUUCUGAAUGUCCACUGCCUUCUUUAGCCGACGUUAAUAAUCCCAUGAUGGGUAGAAUGCAACAUCCUCUGCUCUGUCAUACUACCGCACAACUUUCAUGUUUGAGACCCUCUGGAGGUAAACAAACGGAAAAAGGAGAGUCGGACAUUAAGCUUACCGGUUGUCCAGGUAGUUCCGAUCCAAACAAAUCUGGUCUUGUGAUGUCUGAAAAUACCAGUUGUCCACAUAGUUCAGAUAGGAAGAAAAUACCUUUUAAAAGGUUGAUGAAGCCAAUACUGAAGCAUAAAUCCUCAAAUCCUCAACAUCCUAUUGAAGGAAACGUCAACUCAUUAGGCCGUUGCCCAACUGGUGUUGGCAGUGCUCACGACAAGAAGCAUGCUGAAUCACCAAUGCAGGGCCUUUUGCAGUUCACCAUAAUGAAUGGUUUUCCGUUGUUUAAAUUAUUGGUGGAUAACAACAGAAAUGUGCUUGUAGCCACGGCUAAAGAUUUAACCCCGUGUGGGAAGAAUGGAGCAGCAGGGCAGAGUUGUUAUACAUUCUACCUAGUUAAUGAAAUCAAAAGUAAGACUAGUGGUUGGAAACGACCAGGGAAUAGGGAUAGAAGUUAUGGCUAUGCCUGCAGCGUCAUUGGACAAAUGCAAUUGAAUUCCGAUUAUGAAUACAGCAACGGUAAAUGUAUGAUGAUAACAGAAUCGAUUUUGUUUGGUGUUGAGAUGAGACCAGAAGAUCCAGAAUCAGCAAUCAUAAUGAAAAAUAGAGAACUUGCAGCCAUUGUUUUAAAGGUUCCUACCGAAAACCCGAAACAUGAUGGGCAACAAAGUUGUAACGUUUUGAUAGAGAAUGGCAUGAAGUUUUUGUCAGAGGAUAAUGGUGUAGUAAUACUUCCGGGGGAUGUUCAUGGGUCACCAAGCAGCGGACAGCCUUCCACAUUGAUCAAUAGGUGGAGAUCUGGCGGAGUUUGUGACUGUGGUGGUUGGGAUAUUGGUUGCAAACUGCGUGUGCUUUCCAUUCCGAACAAACUAAUUACAUCCAAGGCGUGUCCUAUUUCCAUGUGCCUCCAACUUUUUGUUCAGGGAGGUGAACAAGAUAAGCCCGUCUUCAGCAUGACACCCUUGAAGGGUGGGUUCUUUGAAGUUUGUUUCGAUUCCUCCAUCUCUCUGUUACAGGCGUUUUUCAUAUGUGUUACAAUUCUAAAUGGUCAGAAAAAAAGAUGAAGUAUCCCAAGACUAAUGGAAUUAAUACAGUCCGUGAAAGUUAGGUUUGUUUCCUUGUAUCUAAUCUUUUGCUUGGUUGAUAAAUCAUAUCAAGUCCAAACGUGUUGAC
Cucurbita moschata (crookneck pumpkin) is the source of this 2203-nucleotide messenger RNA. RefSeq lists its product as uncharacterized. NCBI's taxonomy places the organism in Eukaryota, Viridiplantae, Streptophyta, Magnoliopsida, Cucurbitales, Cucurbitaceae. Bases 274 to 2094 code for a protein of 606 amino acids. The transcript is spliced from 3 exons. The record is from RefSeq and is a predicted model, not a curated record.